Molecule: messenger RNA, 1152 nt
Organism: Candidozyma duobushaemuli
Lineage: Eukaryota; Fungi; Ascomycota; Pichiomycetes; Serinales; Metschnikowiaceae
Gene: TOM40
Product: Tom40p
Exons: 1
Coding region: 1-1152 (383 amino acids)
Biological process (GO): protein import into mitochondrial matrix
Cellular component (GO): mitochondrial outer membrane translocase complex; mitochondrial outer membrane
Molecular function (GO): transmembrane protein transporter activity
Source: RefSeq, a predicted model, not a curated record
AUGUCGGAACAGAAGAUCAACCAGCCUUUGGCCGACAUCUCCAAGAUGUCAGUGCCCACGCUUCCAUCGACUGCUCCUGAGUUGCCCAAGCAGAACGGCUUCUGGUCCUCCAACCCCGUCUUCUCCUACUUGAACGACGUCUACACCAACAUCUCCCAGCACAGACAAUCCUUGGGUUUGACCAACCCAGGUACCGUGGAGAACCUCACCAAGGAGGUCAACCGUGACGUCUUCUUGAACCAGCACUUCUUCCAGGGUUUGCGUGCCGACUUGAACAAGUCCUUCUGUUUUGACCCAGCUUUCCAGACCUCCCACGCCUUCUCCAUUGGCGGCGACUUGCCCCCUUAUGCAUUCUCGGCUUUGUACGCCCGUGAAAACAUGUUUGCCCAGGGUAACAUCGACAACCAGUUCUCCGUUUCUGGUAAGGUCAACUACGGCUGGGACGAGCACAAUGUCUCCAAGGUGACUUUGCAGAUUGCUCACGGCCAGCCUACCAUGUGCCAGUUGGAGCAGGACUACAACGCCAACGACUUCUCCAUCAACUUCAAGACCUUGAACCCUCUGUACUUGUCCGGUGCUUUUACUGGUGUUGCCAUUGGCUCCUUGUUGCAGUCCUUGACCAAGAAGUUUGCUGUGGGUGUCGAGGCCACCUUCUCCAGACAGAACUCCUCUCUUCCUCCAGACAGUGCUAUCAGCUACUUUGCCCGUUACAACGCCGGUGACUGGAUUGCUACCGCCCAGGUCCAGGGCCAGGGUGCUCUUGUCGGUACCUUCUGGAGAAAGGUUUCCGAGAACGUCCAGGCUGGUUUGGAGACCCAGAUCGCCGCCGGUAUGAGACCUGUCAGCACACCUUUCGGCGCCCAGCUCGAACCUGUCGUUGAGGGUAUCACCACCUUGGGUGCCAAGUACGAGUACCGUACCGCCGUCUUCAGAGGCCAGGUCGACACCACUGGUAAGACCUCGGUCUUCUUGGAGAAGAAGAUCAUGCCUAUGCUCUCUGUCAUGUUCGCUGGUGAGAUUGACCACUUCAAGCAGUCCUCCAAGGUGGGUGCUGGUUUGCAGGUUGAGACUGCCGGUAAUGAGCAGAUAUUCUUGAUGCAAAACGGUAUGGUUGACGCCAACGGCAACCCUAUCCCUGGCGCUGCCAUGUAA